Molecule: messenger RNA, 529 nt
Organism: Argiope bruennichi
Lineage: Eukaryota; Metazoa; Arthropoda; Arachnida; Araneae; Araneidae
Product: equistatin-like
Exons: 5
Coding region: 180-488 (102 amino acids)
Source: RefSeq, a predicted model, not a curated record
AAAAAAUUUAGUGCAGGCUAUAAAGAUAAAAGCAACUUUAAUUUUAAAGGAUGAUCAUGCAGUCUUUUGUCAUAUAAAAUUGCUCUCCACAAGUUACAAAUACGUUCUUUUUUAGUUCAAGAUUGUUCUUUAAAACUACAUAAUUCUUAUGCUCUAAAACAUUUUUGAAGACUAAAAAAAUGUCCAUUAUGCUGAAGAAGCCAUUUGUAGCAGUGUUGGUUGUAUAUUUCCUUGCAAACAUUCCUAGAGGAGAAGCCGAUAGCGACUGCGAAGAGAAGAGACGGCAGGCGUUAGAUAAUUAUGUAUUAGGAAAAUAUGUUCCCCAGUGCGACGAUAAUGGGAACUAUAAAACGGUUCAAUGUUGGAGUGACACAAACCAUUGCUUUUGUGUCGAUCCGGAAACUGGCGAAGAAACAAGCGCCCCAGCGAAAGGCGACAGCAUCAACUGCAAUUCCACUCAGUCGACUCCGAAUACCACUAACCAAUAAACUGAACCAAUCAUCUACCAAUAAACUGAGUUAAUCAUGCA